This is a messenger RNA of Eubalaena glacialis (North Atlantic right whale), 1423 nucleotides long. It is a transcript of the gene KREMEN2, whose product is annotated as kringle containing transmembrane protein 2. The transcript has 9 exons. Gene Ontology annotation, cellular component: plasma membrane. The record is from RefSeq and is a predicted model, not a curated record. Gene Ontology annotation, molecular function: endopeptidase activity; signaling receptor binding. Gene Ontology annotation, biological process: multicellular organism development; Wnt signaling pathway. Bases 38 to 1423 code for a protein of 461 amino acids. NCBI's taxonomy places the organism in Eukaryota, Metazoa, Chordata, Mammalia, Artiodactyla, Balaenidae.
UGUGCGGGCCAGGGCGACCUCUUCUUGGUUGGGGGCGAUGGGGACACGGGCCCCGCAGGGCCUCCUCCUCCUUCUCUUGCUCCGGCUGCUGCUGCCACGCGGGGCCUCAGCUGGGAACCUGCAUAGCCCAGGCCUGUCCGAGUGCUUCCAGGUGAAUGGCGCAGACUACCGCGGCCACCAGAACCGCACGGGCCCGCGCGGGGCUGGCCGCCCGUGCCUCUACUGGGACCAGACGCAGCAGCACAGCUACAGCAGCGCCAGCGACCCCCACGGCCGCUGGGGGCUGGGCGCGCACAACUUCUGUCGUAACCCAGAUGGUGAUGUGCAGCCAUGGUGCUACGUGGCCGAGACAGAGGAGGGCAUCUACUGGCGCUACUGCGAUAUCCCCACGUGUCAUAUGCCUGGGUACCUGGGCUGCUUCGUGGACUCUGGGGCACCCCCGGCCCUCAGCGGCCCCAGCGGCACCUCAACAAAGCUCACGGUCCAGGUGUGCCUUCGCUUCUGCCGCAUGAAGGGCUACCAGUUGGCGGGCGUGGAGGCUGGCUACGCCUGUUUCUGUGGCUCUGAAAGCGACCUGGCCCGGGGACGCCCGGCUCCGGCCACCGACUGUGACCAGAUCUGCUUUGGCCACCCGGGCCAGCUGUGCGGCGGCGAUGGGCGCCUGGGCAUCUACGAAGUGUCCGUGGGCUCCUGCCAGGGGAACUGGACCGCACCUCAAGGUGUCAUCUACUCCCCGGACUUCCCGGACGAGUACGGGCCGGACCGGAACUGUAGCUGGGCGCUGGGCCCUCCGGGCGCCGCGCUGGAGCUCACCUUCCGCCUCUUCGAGCUGGCGGACCCGCGCGACCAGCUGGAGCUGCGCGACGCCGCCUCAGGCAGCCUGCUCCGCGCCUUCGACGGCGCCCACCCGCCGCCGCCGGGGCCGUUGCGCCUGCGCUUCGCCGCACUGCUGCUCACCUUCCGCAGCGACGCUCGCGGCCAUGCGCAGGGCUUCGCGCUCACCUACCGCGGGCUGCAGGACGCCGACGACCCUGCGCCCCCCAAGGGCUCGGCCCAGACCCCUGCAGGGCCCCCCGACGGGGCCAACGUGAGCUGCAGCCCCCGGCCUGGGGCUCCAGAGGCCGCGAUGGGGGCCCAGGUCUUCUUGACGGUGACGGCCGUCUCAGUGCUGCUGCUGCUGCUGCUGUCGCUGCUGCGCCUGCUGCGCGGACGGAGCUGCCUGCUGGCUCCGGGUAAAGGGCCCCCAGCGUUGGGGCCUUCCCGGGACCCCGCAAGAAGCUGGGCCGUUUGGUACCGCCGGCCUCGAGGGGUCGCCCUGCCCUGUCCUCCCGGGGACCCCCAGGUUGAGAGUCUAACCGCGAGUUACCGGCCAUUGAGCGCCUCCAGCCAGAGUUCCCUGCGCUCACUCAUCUCUGCUCUCUGA